UGUUAUCUUUUCACACCAUGCCAGCGAAAUCACUAUUAUCAAUGAACAGAGAUUGAAUCAGAAAGCAUUUGGACAGACGCUAACAAUGGUGUAUGCUAAUGCUCGAUCUUUACUCGUUUACUAUGCAUUAUUUAUGAUUGCUCAACUGUUCACUUUGACACUGGUUCUAGAUGCAAUUUGUCAGAAGAAUACAAUUCAAUUGAUUGCCCUUGUCGCCUUUGAACUAGGCAUGAGCGCUUACACUAUUAUUCAAUUCCAUCAAUCCUCAACAUUAUUCACAAAGUAUAAUGACGAUACGAGUAUACAACUUGUCAUAGCAUUCCUAGGAGAGGACAGUUUACAUGCCUCCAGAUGGGCCGAAAUAUCACAAAUUUGCGUCAUGUGUAGUGCGUCGACUGUCUUUAUCUUUUUAGCUUACAAGUUAUAUUUGGAGUUCGGAUGGCAGAUAUACAAAAAGAUAGGAGCCGAUCUGGCCAUGCGAGACCGCUACAAAAUGUAUCAAAUAUUCAUGAUGUUGCUGAAAUUUGAUUUCUUCUUCUUUAUCGGAUUCUCGAUUCAAUACUUGGUUUUAUUGAUAGUCACUUGGCUACCUGAAGCAGCACAGGACACAAACGCUAGGUCGAGCAUUAUCAAAGAACUGAUUGCUCAUAUCGUUUCAAGUUGUUUGGUGUCUAUAAUCAUGCUAGUAUUAGCGUAUUUAGGGCUACGGAGGGAACUCAAAUUGCACAUGUACUUAUUCAUUAUCUUAUCCAUGGCAAGUAUGGCCUACUUUAUCUAUAUGCUCGUGACCAUAUCGAAGAAUCCAGAACGCUUCUUGGGUUCAAAAGUUUUCUUGACAUUCUUCUUAUGUGUUGACAUGGUGUUGAUAUUGGCUUCUGUACCUUCUGCCAUCCUUUGUCUUAGAAAUUUUAAUCAAGGAUUACUUCACCAUAGUAAGAUUUAAGCAUAGUACUUGUCAUCAUGUAUUUUUGGAUGCUUUAUCAGCAUUGACUUUGAUGUCUACAUCUGUAUAGUAUCACACGGCGGAACUUUUUUCUUGGGUGGCAACCGUCGAGUAUCAUCCUCAACUACACGAAUUUUUGAAAAGUCAAAUCAGCCUCGAGAUGACGGAGAGGAAAUGGAAAGCGCUGAAGGAAGAAAUUUGGAAAAUGAAAGAAUAAUAAUAAACAGAAGUAGAGGAGAAGAAAGAUGGUCCAUAGAAUAACUAUAGUCAUGGUUUGGUUUGCUCAAUUAUCCUGAACUAUAACAUUUAAAUCAAUUGAUACCAGCAAAAUAAGUGCCUAU
Molecule: messenger RNA, 1284 nt
Organism: Mycotypha africana
Lineage: Eukaryota; Fungi; Mucoromycota; Mucoromycetes; Mucorales; Mycotyphaceae
Exons: 5
Coding region: 86-943 (285 amino acids)
Cellular component (GO): Golgi apparatus
Source: RefSeq, a predicted model, not a curated record